ACGCCUUUUAGAAGAACUUUCUCAGGCCCAAAGCUAUUUAUAUAUGUGUGUUCUGCAUGAGUUCCUCAAAUGCUGAAAAGGGAGAAGAAAGUUUAACACCAAAGAAACCUUUGUCCUUUACUUUUAAAACGAAGUCUAGCCAUUUAAACAUUAAAAGUAAGAGCGAGAUUGUAACAAGUACUGGAAAAUCUAUAUCAUUUUUUGAAGCUGGAGAAAGCUUUUUAGAAAAGGGCGAGAAUCAUAACUCUUCCCUAAUUUAUAAGGCACCGAUUCCUCUCGUUGCCGAUGAUAAAUGGUUUAACAAAGGCAAAAUUACUAGUAGAGCUAGAGCUGCUUCGACGCAGACCAAUAACCUGGCCUCAGGAUCCGAGGAAAUAGUUUCCGCUGUAAUAUCUGAUUGGACAGGUAAUAGGUUUUUUAGUUUGGGAAAGAGUAUACUUAAAAAAAAGUUCAAGUAACUUUGAAGUUCCUAAACUUUGGACUUAAUAGAUUCAGUCACUUUAAGUAAAAAAAAUCUGUCUGGAGAGAAGAGUAUUCCUCUUUUGUCUAGCGAUAGAUCUUCUGUUGAUGGUUUACCUUGGCUUUACUCUUGUUAUAUUGGGUAUUAGUUCCUAAAUAUAUUCUCUGAAGUUGGCAGGCCACUAAGCGAUAUAGAAAAAUUUAAAAAUGAUGUUAAUUUUCGACCCAACGAGUGCACCACGGAGCAGUACGAAGCCAUGCCAGUGGAACAUUUUGGAGUGUUGCUUGUGAAAGGAAUGUUAAAGGAAAAUGAGAGACUUGAAGAAGAACUUAAAGAACCUCGUAAACCGCUUGUGAGGUACGGAAGAAGAGGUUUAGGCGCUUCCAUGUCUAUUGAAGAUCAAGACAUUGAAAAUUUGCUGCGGAAAAAUAAAAAAGGCAAAGGAUAUACUAAGCAGAAAAUUAAAGCUUCUACAAAGAUCCUUUAUAAAAAAAAUGCACAAAGUGUUGCUCGUCAAGCUGAUCUUUGUGAAGGCGACUUUGUAGAAGUGACUGCAGGCAAGCUUAUGGGCUCCUGCGGCCGAAUCAGUUCGAUUAACAGGCAGCACAACUACUCUUUGCUGGAGUUGCCCGUCGAAAAUUUGAAAGUGAAAUUGCUUAACACUGAUUUGAAGAUUAUACCCGAAAAGAAAUUUCUCAAAGCUAUAAAAAGCUUGGCCAAAACUUAG
Messenger RNA from Zophobas morio, 1187 nucleotides. RefSeq lists its product as uncharacterized. The record is from RefSeq and is a predicted model, not a curated record. The coding region runs from base 717 to 1187 and encodes 156 amino acids. The transcript has 6 exons. NCBI's taxonomy places the organism in Eukaryota, Metazoa, Arthropoda, Insecta, Coleoptera, Tenebrionidae.